GAUGAGAUAAAUCAAGAGAGUGUGUGAGUUAAAGACACCAAAAAUAGAGAGAAAAAAAGAGUGGUUUUGAGAGAGAAAAAGAGAGUGGUUCUUGAUUUGUUCUUGUUUUGGAUCUUGAAGUCAAAUUAAUCUCCCCCUUUUCUGUUAAUCCCCGCUUCUCUGAAUCCCUUUCUGUUAAUCAUCUGUCUUUCAAAAAUUAAUUUGUUUUUGAGAAGAUUUGUUUUUCCAAAGAAAUUUUUAAAAAGCAAAGGAUUUUCCAGAAAGCCAGGUAUUUUCAGAAUCAGAUCCAGGAUUUUUCAUUAUUUUCAUUUACUUUUCUUUUCUGUAGAUUUUUUAACAGUUAAAUCGAUCAGCUUGAAGGGUUAUUUUUUGGAUUCCCUCAAGACCAGAUCUUGAAUCAACAGAGGUUGUCUAUUUCAAUACCUCUUUGAUCUUUUUUUUUAUUUAAAAGAUUUAGUCUUUUGAAUCAAAAACCUGUUCUUUUAACCAGGGUUUGAUUUCAUUUUCAGUUUUUCUUGAUAAUUUAGUCUGACAGAUUAUUUGUAGCUCUGUGAAGGUAAAAAAAUGGCAGCUGCAAUGGAUUUUUACAGUAGUAGUGAAUUAAUGGAAGCACUUGAACCUUUUAUGAAAAGUGCUCCUUCCUUACCUCCUCUUCCUUCUACUUCUUAUUCUAACAGCAACAAUUACCUUUCUUUUUCUCCUUUUUCUAAUUUUCAGGAUCAAGAUCAGACCUUUUUGUACUCCAAUGGCUGCUCACCCUCACCUACCCAACAAUUUUCAAAUGGGUAUUUGAUGCAAGACCAAAUUAUUAGCAACUCUAGUCUUGAGCAGCCGUUUGUUAGUUCAAUGUUAGGCCUAAACAAUCUAACCCCAACUCAGAUCCAUCAGAUUCAAACCCAAUUUCUUCCCCAAAACACCAACCAAAUCUACUCUCCUUCCCCUAGUUAUCGCACCCAAAGUAGCCUAAAUUUUCUUAGUCCAAAACCCAUUCCGAUGAAGCAAGUGGGAUUACCUCCUAAACCCACAAAACUCUACAGAGGAGUUCGUCAGCGUCAUUGGGGCAAAUGGGUGGCUGAGAUCAGACUACCAAAGAACCGAACCAGGCUCUGGCUUGGAACAUUCGACACUGCUGAAGAAGCUGCCUUGGCAUACGAUAAGGCGGCUUUUAAACUUCGCGGAGACUUUGCUCGGCUCAACUUUCCUAAUCUUCGCCAUCAGGGUUCGCUUAUUGAAGGCAAAUUUGGCGAGUAUAAGCCUCUUCAUUCCUCUGUUGAUGCGAAACUGCAAGCUAUUUGUCAAAGCUUAGCAGAAAACUCGCAGAAACAGAGCGGAAAGGGCGAAAAGAACUCGAAUAAGAAAGCAAAAAAAUCAUCUCCGGUGGUGAUUAAGAAAGAUGAGCCAGAAGUACAGCUUGAGGUUGUUGUUGGUGUUGAAGACAAGUGUUGCAAGGUUGAGACACCGUCUCCUUUGUUAACCGAGAGUGAAGGGUCGGGUUCUGGUUCGGGUGGAUCGUCUUCGCCCAUGUCUGAUCUUACGUUUCCGGAUUAUGAAGAGGCUCCAUUCGAUGUUGAUUCUGGCAACUUUUUGCUGCAGAAAUGCCCAUCUUAUGAGAUUGAUUGGGAUACACUUUUAUCAUCUUAAGAUCUGUAGGCUUUAUCGGUAUUAGUAUUAUGUUUGUUUUCUUUUGUUAAAUAGCAUUUUUAGGUUUAGUUGGUUGCUGCAAUGAAGUUUUUGGCAGUUGCACAACCAAAAGUAUUUGCAUUAUUUUUCUUUAGCACCAAGUUAGGGUAAAUAUAUUGUAUCAGAUCAUCCUUGUAAAUCUGUAGAACCAUGAGUUGGCUGGUUUUUUGGUCUUGCUCAACCAUGGGGAAUUUGUAAUUUGUACUCUUUUAUUUUAUUAGUAACAAGUAUUAGUAUUAUAUUAAA
Molecule: messenger RNA, 1926 nt
Organism: Mercurialis annua (annual mercury)
Lineage: Eukaryota; Viridiplantae; Streptophyta; Magnoliopsida; Malpighiales; Euphorbiaceae
Product: ethylene-responsive transcription factor RAP2-13-like
Exons: 1
Coding region: 565-1641 (358 amino acids)
Biological process (GO): regulation of DNA-templated transcription
Molecular function (GO): DNA-binding transcription factor activity; DNA binding
Source: RefSeq, a predicted model, not a curated record